Messenger RNA from Ornithodoros turicata, 16159 nucleotides. RefSeq lists its product as uncharacterized. NCBI's taxonomy places the organism in Eukaryota, Metazoa, Arthropoda, Arachnida, Ixodida, Argasidae. The coding region runs from base 57 to 16139 and encodes 5360 amino acids. The record is from RefSeq and is a predicted model, not a curated record. The transcript has 123 exons.
CGCGCGAACCAUUCGUCAGCUGCUGGGCGUUCUUGUGCCCAAGAACACCCAGGAGCAUGGACGACCACCAGCGGCAAGAAUCACAUCGUCCAGGCCGCGGCCAGCUCCCUCAGGGAGCUGCGCCGAGGAGCCAUGUGGACGAGAAAUCGACAGACAGCAGCAACCCCCCAGAGUCAGGCGCGCCAUUCUUGAAGGUGAUCAUGGUCGGAGGGUGUAUCGCUCUGGUCACCAUCAUCAUCCUGGUUACCAGCCGAGAGGAAGAGCUGCGCCGGAAUGCCACCAUAAGUCACUUGGGGUCUACUCCCGUCUAUAUGCAUCGUGAUGAAACGAGCAGGAAUGCCGAAAACACCGGAAAUCAAUUCGCUGUCCCACACGGUGCUACUUCGCCACCGGUACGGUCUUAUCAGACACCGCACCAGGAAGAAAACAGGACUUCCAGAGCGGCCAUCGACAGAAUUCUGCUGGAAGCCAAGCCACUGCUGUCGGUGCUUCGCCCUGAAGGAGCGAGACCUCUUUUAUGCGUGCUGUCUCCAGAGGCUAAACACCCGCUUCAAUUCCCCAAGAAGCACUGCACGCAUCUUGUGUAUUCUGAUGUCAAAUACGACCUCCAAAAAGCCACCUUCACACCCGUUAGCGAGGCCACGUAUGCCGUCUUGCAGACGCUCAAGGGUACGACAAGUCUGAAGCUUCUGGUGAACAUGGCACGACGCACUCUUCGAGACUUGGCUCCCGACAGAGAAGGGAGACGCUUCUCUGACGCAGUGUCGGACUGGCUUACUUCUUAUGGUCUUAACGGCGUCGCGUUCCUCGGUCAAAGCUACCAAUCGUCUGUGAUUGGCACGUUCGUGCCUAUUCUUCGGGUGCUACGGAACGUCCUCGGCCCGCUUAAGCUCGAUAUAGUGGUCGGCAUAACAGUCACGGACUGGGAUGCACAGCCGACACUUAUUGCUCGAAGGCUUGCUGCGAUUGGAGAGCACGUCGAUUACCUUAUUCUGGAGACCCACUACCAGGGCGUCCUGAACGAGACUUGUCGCACGGCGUUUCCUUCAGUCCUCUAUUCUGACGAUCCCCGUAAUCCGUCUGUGCCCAUUGCCCAGGCGUUGUCCUGGAUGACCAACAUUAUCUUGGACCAGAAGUCGAAGGUCAACACAUGUUUUUCGCUGACCUUAGGAGCGCUGCUCUUCAGAGGCGCCGGAAGUGCUCUUGCAGCUUGCAAGACCAGUCAGCUCGUCAGUUACAUGAAGGUAUGCAAGGAUUCGCAAUGGACGCUCGGUACUACAGCCCACGUGGACGCCUUGGCGGAGGAGAGACUUGGCCAAGGACAAGUGGAGUCGCAUGAAGCGACAACACUUCUCGCAGCCAAGGUGUCACGCGCGAUAUCCAUGUUCCCGCUUUCGUGCGUUGCCACUUAUCAAGUGGAUUUGGACGAUUACGAAGGAGAAUGCGGAAAACCCUUUGAACGCCUAGAAGCUGUGCGUCAAGCACAAGAAAAGGCAACAGCAGACGAUUACCCUCCACUUCCAGCUGUUGCGCCUCCGUCACUGCACCAAACAGUCGAGGAAGCUGCUCCCCUAGGCAGCACCGACAGUGAAAGACGUCGGCGCUGUAUGGCUCCAGGAAAGGAGUUCGUACGCCCUCUGAUAUGUGUAUUCUCCGAUCGCAUCACCGUGCCUCGUAAUUUCACGAGGCGGCAUUGCACACAUGUCGUGCUUUCCCUUCGACGGUAUCGUAGACCUGACUCCAUGCGAAACAUAUCAGCACAUGUUUUCCAGCGUCUAAAAGCACCGGACGUCAAAGUUUUAGUCGCCCUUCACGAGGACCUACUGCUUUCUGCGAACGCGGAGAAACUAGCGGAGUCUUCCUCCGUGCUACUCAAGGGCACAGAGGUCGACGGUCUUGCUUUCCUAUACAUCAGCCAGUCUGCUUCGCAGCUUCGUCAACUCAAUGUCAAGUUGCAGGCACUGCACAACACGCUCAAGAGUAGCGGUCUCUGCCUGCUGCUCAGCCUCCAGCUAGCCGGCUACAUCGCACAGCCAAGGAUCGUCGAUAACACGCUGCGUGACGUAUCGAAGAACGUAGACAUACUUGUAGUGAACAGCCACUACCCAGGAAGUUCAGGGCUUUGUCGAGCGGUGCACGCGUCAGUCUUCAAGCAGAGUGUGAACAGUUGCGUUCCGACUGUUGCCGUGGAAACUGCCUUGUCGUGGUUCAGGUUCAUCGCGUCCACCAGCGUCGAUAUACCAUUCCUGUGUUUUUCGGUAGAUCUACGCGUGUUCCGUUACGUCGGCACGACGCCACAUGGAACCUGCAGUUCAGAGGAACAUCUGCGGUACUCCGAGGGUUGCGACGCAACUGGAUGGAGCACGGUAUACGACGUCGCCACUGAUAGUGUAAUGCGACGUAAGGAAGAAAACCUGGAGACUUUCGACACCGUAACAUCUUUGCGAAAGAAGGUGGAGGCGGCCAUAGGGCAAUACCCGAAAGCGUGCGUCGCCGCUUACAACUAUGACUUCGAGGACGUGGUCGGACGCUGCAAGGACCGGAGACUUUCCUCCGUUCGAUCGGCUCUAGAUCAAACGACAAGCUCAGCUUCACAAAUACAGCAACAGUCCAAAGAAUCAAUACCAGUGCAAGGUGACCAGUCAGGAGUGGGUGACAAACCGCUUGUGUGCGUGUUGUCGAAAGCAUCUCUGGCGACGCCAUUCGUUCCCCAAGCUGCGUGCACACAUCUCGUACACAGGGAAGCGUGGUACGAUGUUGUCGGUGGAACUGUCCACGUAAAAGAAUCUUCCCUAGGUUUAAUUGCGAAUCGACCCAACAUGAAGCACGUGGUUGGCCUCAGCGGCGAGAUCUUCCUCAGUACCGUACUAGGCGAUCGAGCCGUCGUUGAGGAGAUGGCAACAAACAUGGCCAUCGCGAUCCGACGAAUGCACCUCGAUGGAUUGGCCAUCCUGGACUUCAACCGCACGUCCAAGACCAUGGCUUCCUUCGCUACUGGGCUUUCGAUCCUUCGCAAAGCGUUUUCUCAAGGUCUAAUGCUUAUCCUAGGAUUGGAGGUUCUCGACGGGUCUCUACCAACGAAAACAAUGGCGAGGCGUUUGCUGAACACGAUCAAGCUCGCAGACAUCACAAUAUUUCAGACCCACUAUAGGAGUGGUCGAGGUUACUGCCAAAUAUCCUACCCUUCCGUCUACGAGUACAAGGAAGGCAACCUCGUUCCACUGGCAACUGCUCUGGACUGGAUGACAGCCUUGGGCCUGCCGCGCAUAUGUAUUUCGUUUAAUAUGGCUGUGCUAGAAUUCGACAGAGUCAACAGCACCAAUGACUGCCAAAAGGUCAUUCCGCGAAAUUACUCCGAGACAUGCAAUAAUACCGGCUGGAAGCGGGACGACGAGACAUCGGAGUCCUUUUCGGCAGUUCGAGAGAAGGGCUCGGCUUGGCAGACUUUCGAAUCCGCCGAACUCCUUGGACGAAAGGUGGACCGCAUAUUUUCUCAGCAUCCAGGAGCCUGCGUGGCAGCGUUCAAUAUCGACCUAGAGGACGCCACCUCAACGUGCGAGGACCAUGGAAGAUUUGCGCGACUCUCUACGAUUGCGGAGAAAUACGUGGUGUCUCAAGCCAAGGCUAAUUUUGAAUACGAGACGCUUCCGCAAAUUGCUGAAGAGACCGCUUCCAUCAUGUCUGCAGAACUCGUAGGUUCUCAUGCGCUGGGUAACCACGACACGCAAAAUCAAAGCGAAGGUGAUCACACGGAAUACCAGCAUGCGACCAGUGACAGUGGCAGCCGUCCGUUCGUCUGCUUCAUGAGCCGUUUAUGGGCAGGACCGACGACGCUUCCCCCAGUUCCGUGCACGCACAUCGUUCUGAGGGUGGAGCCAGGUGGAGAGGAAGUUGUGAAGCAGCUGAAGGAACGGAAGGAACGGCUACUCUCUCCAAUUAAGUACUUGGCUCUACGGAGCUUAAAGUCGCUGAAGAAUCGCUUGGCAAAAGUUCCGGGUUACUUCGACGGCGCAGCUGUCAUCAAUGUCCGUACUCAUUCGGCUGCCUUGGCAGCCGUCGGUGAUGAUUUGCUGAGCUUUCGUAACCUUUUGCCCAAGGGGAACACGUUGGUCGUGGGACUGGAAAUAAUGGAUUUUCACCGGGACGUCGUGUCGAUUGCACAGCAACUUGCGUACAUUCAGAAGUUCGCCGACAUAAUCAUCUUUCAGACGCACUUCAGGCCUGAUGGGAGCUUCUGCAGAACGGCUUACCCUUCAAUGUAUCAUUCCGCGAAUGACACCUGCAUUCAAACACCGCCUAUUGCUAAAGUGGUGCAGUGGAUGCGGCUUCUGUAUUCCCCGAACUUGUGCAUUUCCUUCAACUUGGCCGCUCUGCGAUUCCAUCUAACUGAAGGUCCUGGCGCCAGUGAGCUCUGCCAGGAUGUGGAAGAGGUGAACGAUUUGUGCUACACUGAAGAAUGGAAGACUUCAGAUGAGGAACAGUACGCUAUGGCUACCAGCCGUCACCAUUCCGAUAUCUGGAUCUCUUAUGAAACGGGACGGCUGCUCCGACGAAAGAUAAGAAAGGCUAUGUCGGCCUAUCCGAAACUGUGUAUGGCUGCUUUCAGCGUCGACGCUGACGGAAGCAGUAAAUGUCGCAAAGAAGCCUACAGCCGUGUAAAUGAAAUGGCCAUUGCUACGUAUCACAGAGCCAGGGAUCCCACCGUUCAGGAAGCUAACAAGCGUUCAAAGCCGGUACCCCUGUCAAAGCCUCAGAAGAUCGCAUGCGUCUUAAAUGGCGGCGAGAACAUGGAUGACAUACCACAUGAUUUCUGCAGCUAUUAUAUUUACGGAUACGUGGGAUACCUGAAAGAGUUCAGGCAGCACGUCCUCCCGGAUUCCUUCAGUCUGCGCUCGAUUAACAAAGUUAGGCGACCCGGUGUCAAAAUAGAAGUAGCUAUUUGGCAGGAAGACUUCACAAACUUUCUACAAGAUGUGUUCGAGCCACCGGAAGGGGAUAGGUUGUUUAUGAGGAUGCUCGUAUGGUUGUACGAAUACAACCUAGACGGACUUGGAACGGCCUAUUACACCACGACAUGGGCAGACUUGGAGAAGAGGGUGUCAAGCAUCCAUCAUCUGGGCUGCAAGUUGCACAAUGUUGGCUACGAUCUCGUCUUUGGCACUACUGUUAAAGACCUGGACAGUGCACCGCUGAACAAACUUCUUCCAUCCCUCAGGGUCAUAGCCAGGUCGGUCGAUUUACUGAUAGUGGAGAGCCACGUGGGUUAUCAGUAUAUCGAGGAGUGUAGGGUACAUUUUCCGAGUCGAAUGGUGAUGACACACCCAUACAUUGCGAACAGUCCAACCAUCAGCAAAGUCCAGUACUAUAUCGAGAGACUGGGCGAGAUCACCGACACUCCAGUCUGCUUUUCGUUAUCUCUGGGUGUGCGAUAUUACGAACUCCAGAAUGCGUCAACCGGACGGCCCGGGUUUGAAUGCGACCUCUUCCAGUACUACAACUACAGUGCCGUAUGCGACAAGGAAUCCUGGUGGGCCCCACCACAGCCUGAUAGUGAAAUCGAAAGCACUUGGCAUUGGAGACGCGGUGCAAUAACAACGUACGAAAGGCCGCAAGAUCUCGUGAAUAAGGUGCUGAAAAUCAAGUCCAAGUGCGUGGCCCUGUACGAAGUGGAGCUGGAUGACCCUUACGGAACUUGCAUCAAAGGGCGCAAAUUUCCGAGGCUCCAAGACGUCUAUGAAUCAUACGAAAGCGUAGCUCUCAUCAGAGACGAACCGAAAAAAGUUAUAGCACCGGACGAACCCGCUUUGAUAUGCGUCGUGACUGAGAAGUUUCCAACUAUAUAUCCUCCUUGCGACUAUGUUGUCUAUUAUGGUGUACGCUACGUCGGUGGAGAUGUUGGAUUCGAAGACACGUCGACGAAUGUGGCCUUGGCGAGGUUUUUGGGCAGGUCCGGCAACGAACACCGAUUCGUUUCCCUGGUUGCGAUGGGCCAUUCUUGGUACAGGGACAUGGGAGCCAAAUCGGAAGCCAUGGAAGAAUUUGGGCACGUGGUCACUAAAUUUCUGCUGAAGCACGCUCUUAAGGGAAUAGCGCUGCUCAAGCUGCAAAUAUACCUGGAUGAUGUAGGGGAGCUCUGGCGCUUCUUUCGGAGCAUGAGGUGUAAAUUGUCCUACGAUGGCCUCAUGCUCAUGGUAGGCAUCAAACUGAAGAGCGAUACUUCAGAACACUUCAUGUCUGAUCUCAACCACCUGACUAGGGCGGUUGAUAUCUUCAUUCUUGAGACACACCUGGAAGUACCACCGCCUAACACGAAGACGAACUGUACCGGCCGGUUCCCGUCCAUGAUGCAUGGCACUUUCGAUGCCGCUGGCAGCAUCCCCAUCGAAUUGGGUGUAAAGUGGAUGAAAGCUUUGCCAGAGCCACAGCCGUUUCUCUGCUACUCUCUUUCCAUGGCAGCGUUUGAGUUCGACACGCCAAGCGAGACAGUCCCGUUUGAGAGCCCUUGCAACGCGAUGAAUAUCGUCGACUACAGUGCGACUUGCAAGAAAUGGGAGACACAAGCACAAUCGAAUCACUUGGCCAUGUCCACCUUCCAGCCUGCGCACGGCAAAUUGUACACAUACGAUUCUAAGUCUGACCUGGUGCUCAAGGUUGAUUCAGCAGGUACACCGUGUGUGGCUGCGUACCAUGUGGACUACGACGAUCCUCAAGGUCAUUGUGGAGAUCCGCACUUGCGCACGGGCCUCCUCAACGAGUCACUUUACGAACUCGAGAAAACACGUCGACUGAUGCGAGACCAAGACUCUGGACGUCGAUCUCAGAAGCCCGUUGGACCGCAAAACACUGUUAUGUGUGUGUUUCACGAGAACACCACGCACAUCAGCCACCUGCCAUCCUCAGUGUGCGACUACAUCAUCUUGCACGCGUUCGCCUUGCACGACGGGCUGAACGAGAGAGCCUACCCCUCACUCAUGGACGACGCGCGGCAACUUGCCAAGGAGGGCACGACGACCUUAGUUAUGAUGAUGUCUGCCGACAGUCUGGCGGCGAAGUGGAAGGCAGGACGACGGGUUUACAGCUUCGUUCAGGAAAUAAUCUCGUUCAUGAUUGAAAACGGAUUUAACGGCGUCGCUUUCGGCUUCACUCAAACCUCGCAGGCGGAUUUUGCUGCCCAGGCGGCAAUCCUGCUGCGGAUGAGGUACGCGAUGCAGUUGGCGAACCGCACGGAAUUCGAGAUCUUCAUCGCUGUUCCAUUCAGCAUCCGAUGGCUCAUUUGGUCGCGAGGAGCAGUUUUCAGCUACGUGGACGCUAUUAUCUUCACUACCCACAACGACACCGUAGACAAACCCUGUACGGUAAAGUUCGCAGCAAGCUACGAAAUGGACAACUUCAUCCUCUCCAGUGUGACAGAGGCGGCACUCCUUAUGGAGAAUCUAUCAAAAACCAAUAGGAGCCUUCCUCUUAUGUGCUUCACGAUUAGCUUGGCUGCGCUGAAGUUCACGGGCACCGCAUCUGAUGCUUACGUGGGCGACAGGUGUGAUGGGAUGACGCAUGUCCCAUACGAACAAACUUGUCCGAUGGGUCUCAGGGAAUACACAGCCAGCGAUGCUGUGGCUGCGUACAUGGUCGGACAUCUGCACAUGUUCACCUACGAGAACGAACAUACGGUCGCCAUGAAGACGAUUGGAAUGACCGGCAUCCUGCCAAAAGUCUGCGUUGCUACGUAUAGCACAGAGCUCGAAGACGUUAGCGGAAAUUGCAUCGCACGGCCUCCGGCGUCGCGGCUGCGAGCCAUAAAGUACAGCCUAUCAAUACCUGAGCAUACAAGCACCAGAUAUCACAUAAAGAACCCAUUAAUAUGCACUGUUGGAAAAUCGCCUAAAAUACCCAGACCCAUUCCGGCAGACUACUGCGACAUCUUAAUCUACACAGAAGUGAUGUUCGAUCCGAAAAAUUAUGUCGUCAGACCCACGCACAACAUGACUCCGUUUAACGACUUCUUUGACUUCUAUGACGCAUCUUACUACGACUUCAAUCGCCCCAGGAUCGCGAUUGCCCUUGACCCGAAGAGCCUGGAAGCUCGAGAGUAUCAGAGCAAGCAAGGCUUGGAAGACCUCGCCAAUGUCUUUUCUUCGUGGCUUGCCUUGAGCAAAACGGAUGGUUUGGCCAUUAUUAAUGAUGUGGUGUCAGAGCACUCUCUCCAACGUCAUACUACCUUUAUGGAGAAAAUGCGGUCGGUCUCCUUUAAGAAACGUAAACACAUGAUACUUCUGUACGGCGCAUCAAUCAUUGAAGGCUACACAAACUGGGCCAAGACCGACAUCGCAACCUACGUCGACGUGCUGAUACUCAUGGUCCACCGAAACACUUGGACCGUCACCCCGUGCGUCGUUUGGGUGCCAACCACGUUUCCCAACGGUUCUGAGCCUUCCCAAAAGCUUGUACUCAAGAACAGCGUCCGUGGCCUGGAAGCCGUUGUGCCGACGGUGCCGGCGUUUGCCGUGUCCAUCAACCUGGCAGUGCGGGAGUUUAAGACCGAGUUCCAUGUCCGUGAUGAUUCGUGCAUCUUCGAAAAAUGGGUCAACUUCUCAAAGGUGUGUGGAAGUACUGUCAGACCAGUAGGUCAUUUCAGUGGAGCGUACCAGGACCGAGAUUCCGUCACCAGGAGGGCAUUCGAGACGGACGAUUCCGUACGCCUCAAGGUUCGAUAUUACAACGAAUGGGUGGAAGGUAUGGGCGUGGCCCUCUUUAACAUCGACUACGAGGUCGUCCAGAGCCCAUGUCCUUAUGUCAGGGGAGGCUACUCCAGGAUGAUGUCUGCGUAUGAGCAAACCAGCAUGAAUAGAGGGCAUUGGGAUACCCCAGCCACGGCUCCUCCGACGGACGCUAACACAACGGAAGUGGAGCCAACUGCCGAACCGGGCAAGCUGUCAGCCAACGCCAUGGCUUGCGUCUUUGGGAAGGAAACCAAUGUUCUUCCUAAGAAGUUUCCGUUGUACAUGUGCGACUACGUCGUUCUCAUGGUCGUCACCUACCACGGGCCCGAAUCUUCCUUCCUCGAAAUCGGCAAACCUGACCUGCUCCAAAAGUUCCUCGACAUUCCUGGCAUGGACCUGCACAAAACUCCAUACUACCUCGUCGGUUUCCACGAAGAGUCGUUCGACAAGAAGUGGAUAUACAACCCUACUCUCUACGUACACUUCGCCGACAGAGUAACAAUAUUUAUGCAGCACACUGCAAUGAAGGCGCACGGUAUAUUUAUCGAGUUCGGGAUCCUCGUCGGUGACCACCCCGUACACUUCCAGAAUAUAGUCGAGCGCACCCGGCACGAGGUGGCCAGAGUCCGGCACGCAGAUCUAUUUAAAGUUGGAAUGGGAGCUGUGUACCCGCUGCGUCCGAGAAAGUGGGAGGACUACGCCCUCCUGAUACACUACUUGGACGUCAUGGUCAUGGUAACGCACAGGACCAAACUUGAAGAAGGAGGAUGUCGCAUCGUUGCGCCGUCUACGCUUUCCUACGGAGUCUACGGUCUUGGACUCUGGUCCUGGACCACGGACGUGAUGAGAGCCAUGAUCAACAUCGCCGGCAAAAAACACAUGCCGCCCAUGUGCUUCAGCAUCAACAUGGCCGUCAUGAGAUUUAAUGUGACCGGCCUCCGGGUGCCCUUCGACGGGUAUUGCGAGGAUGAACAGUGGGUAAACUAUGCGGAGACCUGCCCGUCAUUCCGUGCGCCGACGUACAUAUCAGCCAGAAGGUUAAGUGGCUACAGUCGGAGGAGAAACAAUAUCUGGACUUUCGAAGACGAAGACACCGUCAGCAUGAAGACAGAGUCGUCUGCUCGUGAAUAUGCGAGCUUAUGCGUAGCGGCUUACAACGUCAACUACGAGGAUGAAGGAGUGUGCGUUGAGCGGAGCCCUUACUCCAGAAUGAGGGCCUUGAGGAAGUCACUCAAUUAUAUCAUUUCUAGGGUCGGCAACCUCUACGAUCCUCCCCGUGGGGCAUUCUUCUUCGAUCCGCUGAACCCUUCCCCACCUCCACCAAUGAACCGCACCCUGAUCCGCACAUACAACUACGGGAAACCCUCCUACAAGAAGAAGAAGCGACGCCGCAUAGCGUUUUCAGAAAGGUCUUCGAAUGGCAGCCGCAUCCGACCGAGCACACCAAAAGGACCGACACCCACCGUGUGUUAUUUCAACGCUCCUGCACCCGGAACGACUUGCGUUGCAAAGCGUGUAUGCUCACAUGUUAUCUACGAUGCUCCGGACUACGACAGUACACAGGGGAUCUUUUCCAGCACAGGUGGAGUCUGGGAGUCUGCCUUUGCAGCUGCCACGGCCGACAUCAUAGAUUUGUUCCUCGGUACUAAAGCGAAGAGCCUGCUGAAUCUGUACUACCAGGGUUGCGAGAUACUAGAAGAGUUCUUGAAAGCCGUUCUUGACCUGGCGACGAAGGCAGAAGGUUUCUUGGGCGUUAGCGUUAGCAUUCUGCACAAGCUUACGGCCAGAGAUGCAGAACACUUCCCCGACGUCAUUCAUAAAGUGCGCACCUCCUUGGACAGCAUGAACAUGACGGCUGUAUUCGUAGUCUCUCCAGCUGCUGUGAACGACGCUGACUUAAUGGCACUGAUCGCCGAUGCGGCAGACAUGAUUGUGUACGCUGGAAACAUUGCUACCGAAACGCACAGGAGGCACCAAAGCGCGAGGAGCAACGAAAAAUUUCCUGACGGAGAUGCCCCGACGACAACGUCAUCCAUGGAUGGCCUUCUGGAGUUAUCCCAGAGAUUCUACGAUGAUUCCGCAGUGUGUGUAAGCCUCAAUCUGGCUGUGUACAACUGCACCGACAACGUUUGCAUGAAGGCCACCUAUCCUGAUGUAUGCAACCUUACUGGCACCAUGCACCCCGUCUACUCUGCCAUGACAGCCACCGUGGGAUCGUCUGUCUUCAUCUACGAUAAUGAAGCAACGCUUUCGUCUAAGCUGGACAACUUCCGACAACAGUUUCCAAGGGCAUGCGUUUCUCUGCUCAAUGCCGAUGCGGAGGACGACAGCCACAAGUGUGGGACACGAGAACCUUUCUCGCGGCUCGUUCAAGUUCGAAACAUUCUAGGUGGUGGUGAAGAAAUGACUUCGGAGCCCACAGAUCAGACCACCACUCGAGCGGCACCGCUACCUCAAAGCCCAGUGACUGCGGCGCCUUGGGGUGGUAUACCAACACCAACUUCGAGUGGCACCGCCCCUUCGACUAUACAAAACGCAACAUUGAUCUGCAUAUCUGGACCCAGUGCCAAGGAGGAUUAUCUAGUCCAUGUUCCCGCUGCGCUGUGCGAUUAUAUAGUCUACCCUAGAGGAUCCUACGAUUACCGAAAACGCGACAUUCACUCCGCGAAGCCGAUCGGCGGACAUCAAGCUGUGCUCACUUUGAAUUCUUCCACCUACGUGGACGACUGGGUGACGGAUACACCUGCACUUCUUGCUUUUGCGAACACACUCCUGACGGUUAUGCGAAGAGACCGAUGGACAGCUUUCGGCAUAUUCCUCGAGGAUCCUAACCAUACAUCCAAUAUAGUCACCGUUCAUGCCGCGGUGCUAACAGUGCUCAUGCAGAACAAUCCAGCACCGUUUCAAUUGGUCGUGGGCAGCGUUCCACUUCGUGACGGGAGGGCCUUCUUUGGCCUUUUGCUUGGUUCAGACGUGUUCAUCAUGAUGACUCAGCAUAUCUCGGUAAAACCCUGUACUAUCGAACCACCGACUCGAACCCCAGCCUUCCGCGCGUUCAUCGCCGACCAGAGUCACGAUGAUCUCGUCUCCCUCAUUCACCGAUGGCGCGUGUCGAACAAACUACAUACCCUCAUCUGUGCUCCGAUUAGUUUGGCCGUUGUCACUUACCGCCUGCUGUAUGAGGAGAUGAAGAACACAGGAGACAACUGUAUAAGUCAAGUGGCCGAGAACUACGCACAGACAUGUAACAAAGCAACGACCAGAGACGCCAAUGCUGUCUACUAUUCCAAUGCAACGCAUCUGAUGGCAUUCGAGAAUGAGGAAACGUCCCUCGCUCAGAUGCAAGAAUAUUAUAACAAGAUCGAUGACCCCUGCGUGGCAGCAUUCAGCGUUGACUGCGAAGACUCUACGGGACUGUGCGGACCAGCCUUCUCAAGACUAAACGCUAUUCGAGUUCAACUCGACAAGUACAAUAUUAGCGCUUCUGGAGCAACGACAGAAGCGGUUGCGCCGACAGAUGGAAUCAGUACUGCGAGCCCGGAAACUGUCAUGACAGGAUCGCCCAUAGCGGCCAGUAGCGAAAGCACAACUAUUCCGACCCCAGAAACAGUGAUGACGCCAUUACCCACAACGCAGAGUAGUGCGAAUGCACCGCUGAGUACUACGCCAAGUAGUAGCGCUGGCACAACAUCAUCCACUGCAUCGCCACCUAAUGUAACAGGGUCGAGCUUAGGAACUGCUACAACCGAGCCUGAAACAAAGUCUCCAGUACACAUUGCUACGAGCCCAGAAACUGACGCGACAGCGUUGCCCACAACGCCCAGUAGUGCGAGUCCUACGCCAAGUGGUAGCGCUGGAACGACAGCCGCUGCAUCGCCACCUAAUGUAACAGAGUCGAGCUCUUUAGAAACAACGUCUCCAGUACACAGUACUGCGAGCCCAGAAACUAUCGCCCCACCAUUGCCCACAACGCCCAGUAGUGCGAGUCCUACGCCAAGUGGUAGCGCUGGCACAACGACAGCCGCUGCAUUGCCACCUAAUGUAACAGGGUCGAGUUCUUUAGAAACAACGUCUCCAGUACACAGUACUGCGAGCCCAGAAACUAUCGCCCCACCAUUGCCCACAACGCCCAGUAGUGCGAGUCCUACGCCAAGUGGUAGCGCUGGCACAACGACAGCCGCUGCAUUGCCACCUAAUGUAACAGGGUCGAGUUCUUUAGAAACAACGUCUCCAGUACACAGUACUGCGAGCCCAGAAACUAUCGCCCCACCAUUGCCCACAACGCCCAGUAGUGCGAGUCCUACGCCAAGUGGUAGCGCUGGAACAACGACAGCCGCUGCAUCGCCACCUAAUGUAACAGAGUCGAGCUCUUUAGAAACAACGUCUCCAGUACACAGUACUGCGAGCCCAGAAACUAUCGCCCCACCAUUGCCCACAACGCCCAGUAGUGCGAGUCCUACGCCAAGUGGUAGCGCUGGCACAACGACAGCCGCUGCAUUGCCACCUAAUGUAACAGGGUCGAGUUCUUUAGAAACAACGUCUCCAGUACACAGUACUGCGAGCCCAGAAACUAUCGCCCCACCAUUGCCCACAACGCCCAGUAGUGCGAGUCCUACGCCAAGUGGUAGCGCUGGCACAACGACAGCCGCUGCAUUGCCACCUAAUGUAACAGGGUCGAGUUCUUUAGAAACAACGUCUCCAGUACACAGUACUGCGAGCCCAGAAACUAUCGCCCCACCAUUGCCCACAACGCCCAGUAGUGCGAGUCCUACGCCAAGUGGUAGCGCUGGCACAACGACAGCCGCUGCAUUGCCACCUAAUGUAACAGGGUCGAGUUCUUUAGAAACAACGUCUCCAGUACACAGUACUGCGGGCCCAGAAACUAUCGCCCCACCAUUGCCCACAACGCCCAGUAGUGCGAGUCCUACGCCAAGUGGUAGCGCUGGCACAACGACAGCCGCUGCAUUGCCACCUAAUGUAACAGGGUCGAGUUCUUUAGAAACAACGUCUCCAGUACCCAGUACUGCGAGCCCAGAAACUAUCGCCCCACCAUUGCCCACAACGCCCAGUAGUGCGAGUCCUACGCCAAGUGGUAGCGCUGGCACAACGACAGCCGCUGCAUUGCCGCCUAAUGUAACAGGGUCGAGUUCUUUAGAAACAACGUCUCCAGUACACAGUACUGCGGGCCCAGAAACUAUCGCCCCACCGUUGCCGACAACGCCCAGUAGUGCGAGUCCUACGCCAAGUGGUAGCGCUGGCACAACGACAGCCGCCGCAUCACCACCUAAUGUAACAGAGUCGAGCUUAGAAUCUGCUACAACCGAGCAUGGAGUGACUCCAGUAUCCACACCUAGCCCAUGGGUUGGAAACACGUUGCUGUGCUUUCUGGCUCCGCCACUGGUUCUGCACACCAACUUCCCAGAAGACGCCUGCGAUGUCGUCAUAUACGAUGCGGUGUGCUUGAAAGGAAAUGCAGACACCCAAGUCGAUGAUUCAGAGUGGAAAGCCUUCUUAGAUUUAAAAGAGAAGCUGCAAAACCACACGAAGAAACUAAAGUUCGCUGCCAACCUCGACACGGUGUGCCUUCUGAAUGGAAGCAACGUCGACAAGGAUCUAGUCAAGGCUGCUGUCAUAAACGCGGCAUCGAUGCUAGCCACUUAUAACUUGUCUGCAGGUGCAGUUGUCGUUCAGGACAGUCGCCACGAACCUUCCAUUCAGUGGACGGACGUUAUGAAGCAAUAUAGGACCAGCAUGGAAAAGGAAGCCGUAGAUGGCAUUCUUAUCUUCGGUGCUUCUCCAACCUACCUUUCGAACAAGGUCGUCUUGAAUGCCAUACUCCCGCUUGUGGACGUCCUUGUCUACACCAACCAUCACACGAUUGUGAAAGAUGAGCCGUGUACAGUGAGCCACCCAAGCGGCAUGUUCUUCGAGGAUCAAAAUAACCAUAGCGUGGAAACCAUAAAACAGCACCAGGACAAAGUGGUUUGCAAGGCGGUCAGCAUGGCUGUCUUCCGUUACGCGUUAAUAGCCAUGAACGACACCUUUGGCUCUACAUGUAGGCAGGAGGUCAUGGACAGUUACGGCGAGGUCUGUCCUCCGCCAAGGAUCGGAAAUCCAGACGAGCCGACCUGGUACCCUAUUCACUACAAGGACAGGUUCAACCUGAUCACCUACGAAAGCGAGAUGACACUCCAGGAGAAGGUCUUAGCCCUACGCAAGCUGGUGAACCGUGUCUGCAUUGCUGCCUUUCAUGUCGAGUUUGAAGCUCCCACAGGGUUGUGCCCGCAUCGUUCUGGCUUUACCCGAAUAAAACAGAUGCGGAAUGCUCUGGAUAAUCCCGUGGAUUACGUGCCCCCAGAUAUACCCGGUUUCGACGAAGGCACAGCUGGUACCGUCUCAACACCUUCUGCAGCUGAAAGUCACAGAAGGCUCGCCAAAGAACCAAGCAUACAAGCUCGUCUCGUAUGCUUCGUGGCCCCACCGGUGAAGACAGUACAGGAUUACCCCUCGUACCUCUGCGACUACGUCGUCUAUCAGGCCGCUCGAUACGAUAUCGCAUCCGAUCACAUUUCCUUCUCAGAUGGAACAUCUUGGACAGAGUUCUUGAAACUCAAGAAGCAUCCUGCAACCAGGUUCAUGGUGGCUAUUCACAGCCAGUCUCUCAUUAAUAUAACCAGAGCACAUGUCGCCGAGAGCUUCGUUAAUGGAGUACCAGCUUGGCUUCAAAAGAAUCAGUUCGGAGGCGUAGCAGCGUUGUUCGAUUCGGAGGACGAUGCUCUACGUGCGUACGACACUUUGAAAGUCCUCCGCGAGCGCCUUGACAAGUUCCAGCAUGGGACAUACGUGCUACUUCUGGGAGCCACGGCGGCACUACCCGUUCAUCUUGUCCAGCUGGCCCACACUUUCGUGCUCGUGACCAACCACGUUCCGAGCGCAACCCCUUGUAAGGUCAGCUACCCAUCCGUCACCACGCACAUGUCGACACUGUCGGAACCGCUACUGCUGGCGAAGAGCCUCAGGGAAGUGGCGAGCGACGUGAGCGUCUGUCUUUCCAUCAACCUGGCCGUCCUCGUCUUCUGGCAGGAGAAGGUGGACAGGACAGUCGGCGCCAUGUGCAAGCAAGGCGCAGAGACAGACUUCGCGGAGCUGUGCAGACAAGCUGAAGUGAAGAUAACAGGGGACAGGGAAUGGAUGAGCGCUUAUCUUCAGGCAGACGAGAACAACACCCUGUACACGUUCGAGACAGAAGACUUCCUUGCCACAAAAGUGGCCUUCUUCAGGUCCUGGUUCCCGGAUGUGUGCGUGGCUGCUUUCCAUACCGAACGUGACAUAUACGCGCACCCUUGCCCUCUCCUACCACCUUUCUCCAGGCUUAUCAAGAUUGCCGACACGCUCUACCGCAACGUACAGAAUUUGAUUUAAUAAAGAAAGUGUAACGCAUA